Molecule: messenger RNA, 1728 nt
Organism: Moneuplotes crassus
Lineage: Eukaryota; Ciliophora; Spirotrichea; Euplotida; Euplotidae
Source: the annotation of a GenBank genome assembly
UAAAAAUUAAAGAUGCCUCUAAAACCAAAAGAAGUAGAAGCUGACUUUAUCAAAGAACAAAACAAACUUAGAAUAGAUCCCGCCAGGUUAAUAGAGGAGCUCGAAGAUUUAUUGACAAACUGGAACUCUUAUUAUUCCAAGAGAAGGAUCAUCCUUGAAGCACUGGAUGGAAAGAAUCUUGAUAACGCUAUCUAUGAAGCUAUCACCUACCUUCAAGGUGUUGAUCCAGUGCAUGAACUGCAGCACUCAAAGCACCUUGAGAAGGCAGCCAAGAUGUACUUCACAAUAGAAAAUCCUGAGUCUAGACUCUCUGAAAGAGUUGAAAACUUCUGUACAUGGGAUGGUGAAAUCAACGAAAUCGUUCAUUACACCCGCAAGGGUGUUGAUGGGAAGGAUAUUUUGAUCUGCAUACUUCUAUCAGACGAGGACAACGUGAACAAAGAUAUUAUCUUCAGUCCUGAUUUCGAGCAUUUUGGAAUGAAAAUCGGGAUCAAUAACAAAGGCGAAUACUGAGUCAUCCUGACUUAUGCCUCAUAUUUGGAAGAAGAAAAUAGUAUUAAUAACCCCGAAGUAGAGAGUAUUGAUCCUCCAAAUGAGUAUUUUGAGGAUUCUGAUAAAAACUCUGAGCCAGAACCUAUAGGAUUCGAAGUUGAGGCUCGUCAGAAGCCAUCAAGAAGAACUAUAGAAUUCGAUGAGACUGAAGGCUCAGUAAAGCGUAAAAAUACCAAGAAUGAUACUUCUCUUGGUGAAUCCUCCGAAGAGAAUGAGAACUCCAAUGUUGAGCAGCAAUUCUCUAUGGCCAAAAAUGUUAGCAGGAGAAAUAAUAAUUUAAUUGACUGAAAUCCUCCUGGAGGUGCAAUCCAUAACAGCCCUGAUUUUGGAAACGAAGGUAAAAGCACCAAUGAUGGGGAAAGUAGAAGCCAUACUGCAGGAAAUCAUAUAAUGAAUGAUAGAUACACAGCGAGUUAUGAAUUCAGAACACCUGAAAAAUAUGGUAGUGCUUCCAGAAAGAGCAUUGGAUCUAAGAAGAAAUCAAAGAUCACCAAAUCAAUUGACAGGAGAUAUGGAAGAGCAGGAACUGUUGUUGAAAAGGAAAUUGACAAGAAUUAUGAAGAUGAUAAAAAAACUGAGCUUAUCCCAAGCAGAUUUAUCUCUAGAGGGGGAUUUUCAGCAAAAAAAUCAAAGUAUAUUAACGAUGGGGAAUAUUUUGAUGAUGAAGAGCUUGAAGCUGUAGCAUAUGGAGAUAAAUUCAGAACUAAGAAGACUUAUACAACCACUGGAGCUGAUUAUUUAAUAGAGCCAGAAUAUCCAAGACUAAAGUAUGUCAGAAAAUCAGGAUUUGGAAAAACAGCAAACAUGAGAGAUUACACAGCAAAUCUAAAUUACAAUCGCCCGAUUGCUUCAUCAGGAAGAUAUUACCAAGAAUAUGAAGCAAUUGGAAACUCUCCAAAGCCUUCUCAAGAAAUUACAAAACAUUAUAAAAGACAAAGCACAGUAUUUGCUAAUAGUCUAAAAUCACCAGAGGUCAAAAACAAAAAUGCUUCAAAAUCUCCUUUCAAUAAGCCAAAAAACUGAAAUUUCCAAAACAGAAGGCGCUCUACAAUGACAUCUAGAGUGACCUACCUAGACAGAACUGCUAUCACUGGGGAAGAAUAUGAUCUAUUCAACAAGUUCUAACCUAAAUCUCCCUCUUCUGGUGCACUUAAGAAGUAACCCAUUCAAUUUCAC